CAACCCGCUACAGACCUACUGACCUACUGGCUGACCCUCCCGCCGUCCGUCGUCCAUCCAUCAAUCCGUCCUCCCCCAUUGCAUUGUCGUCGUCCCCCCCGUCGACCCGUCCUGAUGGCAUCGGCUUGAGCCCUUCCGUUGGACAACAGUAUCCUCCGUCAGGCUCUCUACCUCCCCCACGGCCCCUGAGAGUUCUUGGCAGCACCGCUGCUGUAAGUCGCCGCACGGCCUCUCUCCCGCUCGCCCACGCCCCCCCCGUCCAUCGCAAACCAAGAAUUCCAAGCAAUCCUCCUCCCCUCCCCUACUACCCCAUCGCGACCUCGUCUCUGCCACCCACGCCUCAUCGUCGGCUCGUCGCUCUCCUGCGUCGUUCGGUCCGCAUCUGCGUUUGUUCUGCGCUUGCCACCUGUUCACCCUCCUGAUCUCGGUGAUUGCAGGUUUCGCGGGCGUCGACGCAGCAGCCCCCAUCGCAUCCUCGAGGAAGCCAGAAGCAGCCCAACACCCCACGCCAUCCAUCGAAAUGUCCUUUCCGCCAGGACGAUGAUCACCGGUCCUCUGCCCUUAACCCACCGGUCCUCUUCGAUCGAUUCUGCUUUUUGAUUUCGAUUCUUUUACUGUCACUUCCUCACCGGACCCCUCCCCUCGCGAGUUAUUGCCCGGCGCCAGUCGACCGCCGUCGUCCCUGUCGACUUUUAAUACCCUAGGCACUGCUUCGUUGCUUCAUUGGGGUGAUUGGAUAUAUACCCGGGCCAUUCCCACCACGUCAUGGCGAGCGCGCAGGUCUCUCCAGAACUACCCAGGCCAUCAUUUGCCAAAGUGGCAGCAUCCGUCUCCAAAGAGGCUCUCCCGGCGGCAGGGCAGAGCAGCAACCACACGUCCAGUGUCGAGCACGAAGCAAGCACGAUGAAACCUAUCGUGGUUAGUAGCGCGCCCAUUGUGGUGCCGCGUUCACAGCCUACCUCACUUCCUGGAUCAGGCAUCCCGACGGCCCCAAGAGGCAAAUCAGCAGAUGUCGAUAAUGCUUCGACGGCACUCCACAACCUGAAACUUGGCCCAAAGGUCCCCAGUCUCGUGGUCGAUGGGAGCAGUUCCGCACCGGAUCGCCAGCGAGGUCUCAUCAGCAGGGAAAGCGGAUCUGAUGAGUCGCAGAAAUGUGAUUCAAGCUCAGACCUCGGGACAAAGCCACCCAGCCUGGAUGGCAAAAGCAUCACUUCAGGGACAACGUUCGCUAUGGACGAGAAGGAGUCGCUGCGCCCUGACGACAGUGCCAGUGUCAAGGCCGCGGCAGAGGACGACGAUGCCUUCUCAAUCCGUGGCUCUUUCAUCGCUGGUUCCCGAAUGAGCUCAGACAUUGCCGCGCGUGCUCGGGGCAUUCAGCUCGGCGACAUACCGGAGCAAAGAUUGGUGCACCCUCCAACUGGACCACUCGGACACGGCAUCCUGACGCCGCAGAGUUCCACAUCGGAGCACCCCCCAGCCCUUAACCCGGCCAUGCCGCUCAGCGCAGAAGGCUCUUCCGAUGCUCUCAACGUCAUAUAUCGCCAGGCACCCGACGAGAAGUUGCUUGACGCGCUUGCCAGCCCAAGGGACCGUUACUUCCUACUGCGGCUCGAGAAGGAUGUGAUCGAUUUUGUACAGGACUCCAAGGAGCCGUACAUGGACCUGCCUCCAUCAAACUCGUUCUGUCGAAUGUUGACGCAUAAGUUGGCAGACUAUUACCACAUGACGCAUUCCUUUGAACCCCAUAUUGGAUCCGUCCGCAUAUUCAGGACGCCUUUCUGUAGAGUUCCGCCAUCUCUGGCCACCAUGGCUCCGCAAUCGAGUGCCUCUGCUAGCAGCACCCCACCCCCUGCCGUGCUGCCCAAGAAGAUCAUGCGCCGCGGGCAAGACAAUGAGGGCGGCGCUGUCAGCGCAAGCGCCUCGAAGCCUACGUCAGAGUCUGGAAGCGAUGGCAAAGACGGCAAGGAGAAGCAGCCGGUGGCUAAGGAAAAGAUGUCGCGGGAAGAGCGGGAGGAGAUGUACAAGCUGGCUCGAGAGCGAAUCUUUGGCAGCUCAGAGAACAGUGUUCAGGAGAAUGACGGCGAGAGCGGCAUGUCGCGCACGAGCUCCGUGUCUGCCAACAACAAAGCCAAUGGUGCAAAGCGUGGCAAAGUGGGCAAGCAACGUCGGGACGACUCAGACAGCUUUGACUCGAGGAAUCUGUACACGCCUUACUGGGGUCCUCAGCAGCAGACUUGGGUGCCGCAACCGCAGGGCCAGUUCAUGGCUCCGGCCCAGAGUCAGUUCGCGGGGCAGCCACCGCCCUCGUUCCCCGGGCAAGUUGCGCCAGUCUAUGCCCAACAGCCCGCAGCUUAUCCUGCCAUGACCAACAUGGGUCACAACCCCAGCUAUCCCGCCUACGGUCUGCCUCAGCAGUAUGCCCCGCCCCCGCCACCCCAACAAAGGUACCAGCCCAGUGGUAGCCCAAUGACGGCGUAUGGCUCGCCGGUUCCACAAGCUACCGUUCCGCAGGGAUGGCAACCAGGCUUUGUGCCUCAGGCGUACCAAGCUAGGGGCUCGGUACCGCCUACCGCUCAAAAUCACAUGGGUAUCCCCUAUGCUUACGGACAGCUGCCCGCGAAUGCGAACCCAAACGACCCUAAGAGUCAGCACCCCAUCCCAGGCAGUUACAAUAGGAACCAUGCCUUCAAUCCCAAGACGCAGUCCUUCGUCCCUGGCGGAAGCCCGAUGCACCCAAUACCGCCUCCACAGCCCCCCUUCACAGCCCCCGGGUCUCAUCACGGGAGCCCCCAAAUAGGGACACCUCACCUUGCAUAUGCGGCUUAUCAGCCCGCGGUUCCCCCGUCGUACGGCGGGGGAUAUGGCAUGGCGAGGCAGGGCUCGAACAACUCCAUACCCUCCUACCAUGGCCCUCCUAUGCCUCAGCAUGUGCCGCCACCUAUGCAGAGCAUGCCGCCGCCCCAGCAUGUUCCCCAGAACGCGCCGCCCCAUGCUGUUAGCCGCCCGGCCGUGCCAGUGGUAGCGAAUCAGAUAUAUAGCCACCUACCCACCUACGGCAACCCGGCCACGCUGCCGCAGAAGCCAGCCGCUGGAAUUUAGGAGCAUCAGGGCGGUGUUCGGAGCCGAGCACCGAAACGGCGUAUAAAGGGCAUGAUCAAGCAUCUUGGCGUUACCGGGUGGAUAGGAUGAAUGGCAUUGAUGUUUUUUUAACCUGUAGGCCAUGGCCUCCUCUUAGAUGAGAUACACAUAUCCGGGGACAUGAAGACUGCAUGACG
This is a messenger RNA of Purpureocillium takamizusanense, 3275 nucleotides long. RefSeq lists its product as uncharacterized. The transcript is spliced from 6 exons. The coding region runs from base 766 to 3099 and encodes 777 amino acids. Gene Ontology annotation, molecular function: nucleic acid binding. The record is from RefSeq and is a predicted model, not a curated record. NCBI's taxonomy places the organism in Eukaryota, Fungi, Ascomycota, Sordariomycetes, Hypocreales, Ophiocordycipitaceae. Gene Ontology annotation, biological process: galactose metabolic process.